AUGGGGGCGACGACGCCUCCCCGUCGUCGCCGCCACAGCCCCGAAACACCCGCCUCCCAGAAGAAACGCCUCGAUGGCCUCUGGCAGGGCGGCCACUGGUGGUGUAACUGCGAGCCGCGUAAAAAGGCGGCCCUCCGCGAGGUCAAAAAGGACACUCCCAACAAGGGCAAGUUCUUCUGGGCGUGCCCGGGCUAUCCGUAUUGCAGCUUUUUUCUCUGGCGAGACGAGGCCCUCGUCCGGCAAGCAGGGCUUUUGUCCGCCGCUGGUGAUGCUGCCGCCGAGGAGCUCCCGCCGGGGCCCAAGACGCCAACGUUUACGCAGCGGCCUCUGACGUCGUUUGGCGUUCAGGUCAGCCCAGGCCGGUCCGGCGUCCACGUCACAGACCUCUCGACGGACAACGGCGCGGGACCAAGCAGCAGCGGCAGCGGGAGCAAGACGACGACGACAACUUCAGCAUCCACCUCGGCCUCGGCUUCAGCCACGACAGCAAACGAAGUCGUCGCGACGCCCUGUCCGAAUUCUUCCAAGCGGAGUCGCGACGCCUUUGAGCAGGGAGACGACGACUUUAGCGACUUCGGCUCCGAUGAGGAGCGCCAGCUGGCCGACAUUGCCGAUAGCAGCACCGAAAGGUCUGCCCGCAAGGUCGACGUCUUGGCCACCCCAAAGUCCGGUGGACUCGCCGGGGCUCCGGAUCUACCCUCGCCGUCCGUCGCCCGCACCCUCUUCCCCGGCCCGGAACCCAAGCGGCAAAAGACGGUCACGUUCGACGACGACGCCCAGCCCACAGGCUUGCCCACGCCCGUCAAAUCCCCCGCCACGAGCCGCCCCGGCAACCCGGGGAUCCCGUCAAGCAGCCCGCCCGACGCCGAUCUUGACACUGUCGUCGACGACGUCGUGGCGCUCCUCAGGGACCAGCCCAUCGACGGCGCGGUGCUCGACGCCGUCAGGGAGCUGCUGGCCGCCUCGGUCCGCAAGACGAGGGGCAUCGCCAUGGGUAGGGAGUCGGCUCGCGCAGCUCUGAAGCAAAAGGACGAUCAGAUUGCUCGGCUGCAGGCGCGCGUGACCGCCCUGGAAAAUAGGGAAAGGUCCCAGGAGAGCCAGCUGACCAGUAUCAAAGCUGGGCUCAUGAAGAUGUAUCAGGACAAUUGA
This is a messenger RNA of Hirsutella rhossiliensis, 1149 nucleotides long. RefSeq names its product GRF zinc finger domain-containing protein. The coding region runs from base 1 to 1149 and encodes 382 amino acids. Gene Ontology annotation, molecular function: zinc ion binding. Lineage: Eukaryota; Fungi; Ascomycota; Sordariomycetes; Hypocreales; Ophiocordycipitaceae. The record is from RefSeq and is a predicted model, not a curated record. The transcript is spliced from 2 exons.